AUGGAGGGUCAAGUGACAAAAGCAGAUUAUAAGAGAGGAGGAGUUAAACAAGUUGGGUCAGUGUCUGAGUUGUUAGAAGGAAAGCAGGAAGGAGAUACAGUAAUUAAAGGAGAAGUUAGGAGCAUGCCACAGGAAGAACAAGGGAUCUGGGCAGUGCACCAUUUUGAAAACCUCAUACCAUUUGCCCUCAUGGCAGCAAUAAAGGUCAAGUUUAAGGAGAGUAUCAGAGGCAAGAGAUCUGUCUUGGACCCAUCUCCUGGUAGUCUAGCCGAUAUUGAGGAGAUGCUUAGGGCAGAUGUUCCCCUUUAUGGGACUGGGCCAGCUCAUUUCUCCUUUCAGUUUCCAACAGAUAAACUUCAAAUUGACGAAGUGAGCUGUGUCUUUCCAGCCAUGACAAUUACAGUUGCUGAGGCCAUGUUUGAAGAUGGUAGCGUUGUCUUCUUCACUGCUUUGUUUAUCAUCUACAUAUUCAUUGUUAUUGGGAAUCUAAUUGUGUUUUUUGCAGUCAGGAUGGAUACUCAUCUCCACAACCCCAUGUAUAAUUUCAUCAGCAUCUUCUCAUUUCUGGAGAUCUGGUAUACCACUGCCACAAUUCCCAAAAUGCUCUCCAACCUCAUCAGUAAGCAGAGGACCAUCUCCAUGAUUGGAUGCCUUUUGCAGAUGUACUUCUUCCAUUCACUGGGAAAUUCAGAGGGGAUUUUGCUGACUACCAUGGCCAUUGACAGGUAUGUAGCCAUCUGUAACCCUCUCCGUUACCCAACCAUCAUGACCCCCCGGCUGUGUGCUCAGCUCUCUGUGGGCUCCUGCAUAUUUGGCUUUCUUGUGCUGCUCCCAGAAACUGCAUGGAUUUCCACACUGCCCUUCUGUGGACCCAACCAAAUCCAUCAGAUCUUCUGUGACUUUGAACCUGUGCUACGUUUGGCUUGUACAGACACGUCCGUGAUUCUGGUUGAGGAUGUGGUUCAUGCUGUGACCAUCAUCUUUUCUGUCCUGAUUAUUACCCUCUCUUACAUCAAAAUCAUCACUGUAGUUCUGAGGAUUCCCUCUGUUGAAGGCCGCCAGAAGGCCUUUUCUACCUGUGCUGCCCAUCUUGGUGUCUUUCUGAUGUUUUAUGGCAGUGUGUCCCUCAUGUACCUGCGUUUCUCUGCCACUUUUCCACCGAUUUUGGACACUGCCAUUGCACUGAUGUUUGCAGUUCUUGCUCCCCUUUUCAACCCUAUCAUCUAUAGCUUGAGAAAUAAGGACAUGAAGAUUGCAAUCAAGAAGCUUCUCUGUCCUCAGAAGAUGCUUGCUGUAUCUACAGUUUAA
Molecule: messenger RNA, 1308 nt
Organism: Carlito syrichta (Philippine tarsier)
Lineage: Eukaryota; Metazoa; Chordata; Mammalia; Primates; Tarsiidae
Product: olfactory receptor 6K3-like
Exons: 4
Coding region: 1-1308 (435 amino acids)
Biological process (GO): G protein-coupled receptor signaling pathway
Cellular component (GO): membrane
Molecular function (GO): olfactory receptor activity; G protein-coupled receptor activity
Source: RefSeq, a predicted model, not a curated record